This is a messenger RNA of Aspergillus calidoustus, 2829 nucleotides long. Lineage: Eukaryota; Fungi; Ascomycota; Eurotiomycetes; Eurotiales; Aspergillaceae. The record is from the annotation of a GenBank genome assembly.
AUGGCUGAUCCUGCACGGCUCUCUGGGGCACACGCCAUCCUCCUAGCGAUCCAUUUCUGCGCCAGGGGAGAUGCGUCUCCUCUCCCGCAAUUACAAGCUCGAUCUUCCGCCACCCUGACGACAGAGCGGCUGCUGCGCAUUAUUCUAACAUUUCUUCCUGAAAGUACUGAGCCUGAAGACUAUGUAUCAGUAGUCCAGAGCCUGGUCGACGGUUUACCGGUCUCCGAAAGUCAAGAAGUCGACAUCUCUCCGAUCAAGGACCUCUCCGAGGAUGCGGCAAGGAAACGUGUACGCAAGAUCCGACUGUUACCACUGAGGCAUCCUGAAGACGAGGACAGUCAGGAUCCGACAGACCUACUCACGCAGUUUAUAAUCCAUCGUGCCCACCGAAUUGAUUCCGAGACCUCUCUUCAACCGCUCAUCCUCGAUCUACUCCUCCCGUUCUACCAGCGAUCUUCGACCCUGCGAACAUGGCUCGUCUCAUGUCUCUUGCCGCUCCUCCGAUUCAACUACGAAUACUACCCCAGUCAAGAUAAAUCGUGUUCCGUGGAGACGCUGGAAUCUUUGGACAGUCAGACCGCUACGAAUAUCCUUCUCUCGAUUUCUGGAACGCCGAAGAAUGACACGGACUUGAUCAAGAACCUACGUGGACUUGUUGGCCCUUGGAUGUACGGCAGCAACCGGCCCAAAAGACAGAGAUUCAGCGAUGCAGCACGCCGGAACUCGAUUUCUCUCCAGGGUAAUGUACAAGGCGAUGAAAACUCCGGUUGGGAAUACGUCAAUGAGUGGUUGUUGUCCCGAAGCUUGGUGGACCCAGACGCAGUGGUAGGCGCAUUCGUGAACUGGGAUGGUCCUGAAGAUGUAGACCUCGGAGGCUAUGUCGACGAGCAUGAGCGGCCAUUCGCCGAUCGAUUACAGGAACUCCGCAACCGCUUUGGCCAAACAGGGCUCGCUGUGAUCUACCAAAGUCCAGAGGUUUCCCUGGAUAGUUCCAUCCGCAUUCUCGACCGAGUCAGCAGCCUUUUGGGGCUCGAGGAGGCUUUAUAUACUUCCCGUAAUUCAUCUUUCCCUUCCGUGGAUUUUGAUGCGAGCCAAAUCCGAUCGGCUUCAAGAGCAACUCUCUUCCAAAACGCCCUACUGCUGCCCACAAAUCCAUUAACAUAUCCUUCACUCUCGUCUGUUUCGUUCCUCAGCGGCUUGCUUCUAUCUCUGCGGACGCUCGAAGAGCUCGGACAUUCCAUCCCAUGCAGAACAGCAACCAACAUCUGCCUACAUAGCAAUGAGGACAUGCAGUUGUUUGAGCUGCGGAGUAUGAUGGCAUCUAUCGGCCAGCAGGUAAAGUCCGGCCGAGAUUGGAGAGCUAUUCGUCAGCAGCUUCUAUGGCUGCGGGACUGGAGAUCAGAGACGGACCGGUCACAAAGCAAUCCAGACUUUCACGGCCUCUUUUGGCGGGCUCCGCAAGAUGUUCUUGAGGCCGAGAUCCUGAAAGUUCUACUCCAAGUCAGAGAGUAUGACCUUGCUAUCGAAAUUUACGUCAAGUCAGCCUCUGCACUAGACCCAGCUCAAGUAGAGAAUGCGGUCAAGGAAUCCGUAUUCGAAGCCUACGACAAUGCGAGCAACGGCAACAGGACACGAGGCAAGAUGCAACGGGCACACGAAAUCCUACAAGCCUUCGAACCACAUUUCCCCGAGUCGACCUCCUUCAAACAGGCCCAGGCCCUCAUCUCCGCAACACACGCCCUAUCCUUCUACUCCCUAACCCUCCAGCACGGCGUUCCAUUUCAACCCGUCAGUCUCCGCGUGCAUCCCGAUCCCCUCUCCCUCAUCGGAAAGGUUCUCGAUCAAAACUCCAAGAGCUACACCAAGCUCGACGACCUCCUCAGCAUCGGGCGGAACCUCGUACUAGCCGGGUUCACCCCGCGCCCAGUCGACGAGAACACCUCACAUUCACAUUACACGCGGGCUCCCGUUCUCACCCAGGAUGAAGCCCUCAUCACCGCCGAGCGCCGUAUCAUGUCCCUUGCCAUCUCCUCCGCCCUGUCCUCCAACGACUUCGGCACUGCCUACUCCUACAUCCUCACCCGCCUCACGCCACAAACUACCUCUGCCCCAGCCCCGUCCUCCCUAAAAGAUGACAUCACCUGGCGCGCCGUCUACAACGCCGGCCGCUACCGCCCCCAAACCGCCCCAUCAACCCCACCAACCCUCUCCUCCCAAAUCACAAACCUGACCCAGCGCAUGGAACUCCUCUCCCUCUCCCUAAUCCUUGCUCCAACACCCGACCCGCUCCCCGAAAUCCUCGGCGCCUGGCGCCGCGCAGACGAGGAACUCUCGCUCCUCCGCACGCGCGAGAGCGAAGAAGAAGACCUCUGGGAUACGAAGGGCGACAACGCAGCAACAUCCCGCAUCCUCCCCGGCGGCUUCAACACCUCCCAAUUCGACACGGAAGCAGACGCCCACGAAACGCGCCAGCACCAUGCUCGCCGCGCCGCCCGUGCCGCGCAGCAUAACCGGCUCGACUCCGAGGAGGCACCCAUGGGUCUAUUCGAGGUUGCGCGCGGCGCUGCACGGGCACUACACAAGAACGUCAACUCGUCUUUCCCGCUUAGCAAGGCUCUGCCUAUACCCUCCGCGUCGUCACUUUCAUCGUCGAUCUCGAGACUAGACAGCGAGGGUGGGAGCUGGGAUGGGGAUGGUGAGAAUCCUAGUGGACAGGAGGGCGAGCGUGUGCGCAAGCGCGAUGUUGUUAGUAAUAUGGUUACGGGUGGGUUGGCGAGUGGGAUUGGGUGGGUGCUCGGGGCGCAGCCGGUUAAUAUGAAUAAUAAAUAG